Colletotrichum truncatum is the source of this 3204-nucleotide messenger RNA. Its product is annotated as heat repeat protein. Gene Ontology annotation, biological process: chromatin remodeling. Gene Ontology annotation, cellular component: cytoplasm. The record is from RefSeq and is a predicted model, not a curated record. NCBI's taxonomy places the organism in Eukaryota, Fungi, Ascomycota, Sordariomycetes, Glomerellales, Glomerellaceae.
AUGGCGACCAGUUUGACAAACGCGACUCCGGCUCGAAAUGAGUUCUUUCAACAGCUUAAGCCAUGCUGCGUCUCAAUCAGCCAGUUGGCUAUCCGGCCACCUGAAGGCACAUCUUCAUUCAAACGGCUCACAGAAUUGACAACGGAGCUGUUUCACAUCCUCAGCGACCAGAUCAAUAAAGACGCUACGGUAAUGGAUGAGAAGCUUGCCGAUUAUGUCUUCUUCCCACUUUCACAUGUCUUCCGCAACCAAGAGCAUCAUCCUAAGCGGCUUGUCGAGCUCGCGGUCAAGUGCCUGACCAUUAUCAUCCAUCACGGUUGGAAAUCGAGCAUUUCGCCCCAAAUUAUGCAGCAGCUCCUUAUACUUCUCACCUUCAUCAUUGGGGGGGUUCCGGGUCGGGAGGAAACGCGUGAUCUUCCCGAAGAAACCGAACUAGAAUCACUAAGAGCCCUUACCACCCUAAUUACUGUGACCGGGUCGUCGGCAAAGGCAGCAGCAGCUCUGACCGAAGAGAAAAUGGUGCCGAAUCUUGGGCAUACCAUCACUGUCCUUCUGGUAUGUGUCACAGACGGCAGAACACCAGAGAUUCAGCUCGAAGCUCUACGCACUCUAGGCUGUUUCUACACCGGUAUCAGAGACCAUGGUGCCCUUGCAUCAUUCCUGCCUGGUGUAGUUUCAUCCUUGACUAAAAUCCUUGCCAAACCCCAGAGAGAGAAGACUAGAGUUCUUGUUGCGUCUAUUCAGGUCUUGAAACUUGUUAUCUUACAAGUUCUGGGAGAUGUCAAGACCCGAAGUAUCACUGCAAAUUUAACUCGCUCGACCUCUUCCGAGGCCGAAACGGGCGAACUACUAAGCCCGUCUUGGCUGAAAGCUACAUCAUCGCAGAUAAAGCUAGCUUUAACAACGGUUCUAAAGCUCCGCGGCCAUGAAUCUUUGGAUGUACGAGAGACGUUACUAGCAUUAUCUCUGGGGCUUCUUGACGAGUGCCAUACCACCCUGGAGACUUGUGCCUCAAUGCUGGUAGAAUCUGCUAUAGUUCUGUCCUCAACAGACCAUGCUCCAUCGAUGGCUGCAACAAGUCUACAAGAUCUAGCAAUCAUAUAUCCUGAACUCGGAGAAACUGUCAAGGUUACCUGCUAUAACUGGAUUACGAGCUUGCCACGGAUUAUGCAGUCUGCCGACGAAGGCAACAAACAGUCAGCCAUCCAUAAUCUCAGGAAAGGCAUGACUAUGGUGAGCACCUUGCAACUAGACUCUUCUCUUCUCGAUGAAUCAAUUGCGGCAGCUCUAAGAGAAAGCGUCACAUAUCUGAUAACCGGCACAAAAUCAAGCAAAAUCAUGGAUCAAGUGGCAACCGACGCUUCAUGGUACAGCCGAGAUGUUGUGAAGGCGGAAGAAGCCUCAAAACAGUAUCAAUUGACCUUGUUAAGCCAAGAGAGCCAAGCCGGAACAAGAUCAGCAAUAAUAGGCCUGCUCUCUCAAAUUGGCCCACCAUCUCAGCAGACCAAACUAGCCGCUGAAAUGCUGGAUUACGCCCGGGAUGCAACGGGUGAUGCCCAGACAGCGUCGUUUUGGUUAAGCUUUGAGCUCCUUAAAGCCUCAUUGUCUCGUUCCAACGAGUUGGAUGACCUUCUCGAUUUCUCCUCGUUAGGUCCUUCCGACGAGGGGGCCGAUGCCGUCUUUCAAGAAGUGUACUCAUUCGCCGUUAUGGUACUUGAUUCUCACUCAGAACUCUCCGAGGCUGAUUGGAGAUUGGAGGCUACUGCACUGGAGGUUACUUCAUUUGCAGCAUCUCGAUUGGGCGAGGCCUUUAGACCUGAACUUAUCGAUGUUCUGUACCCAACUACGACUUUCCUGGGCUCAACAAGUCCUUUACUGAGAGAACAUACCAUAACGACACUGAACAUAUUAGCCGCGUCUUGUGGAUACACGAGUGUGUCUGAGUUGAUUAUCGAGAACGUUGAUUACAUGAUCAACUCAAUUUCGCUACGCCUCAACACGUUCGAUAUCUCGCCGGCAUCCACAAAAGUGCUGGUUAUGAUGACCCGCCUAACAGGGCCGCGUCUACUGCCAUACCUGGACGAUGUGGUGGCAUCCAUAUUCGCCGCAUUGGAUAACUACCACGGGUACCCUCUUUUCGUGGAAAGUCUCUUCUCUGUUCUCAAGGAGGUUGUCAACCAAGGCGCAAAAUCUGACAAACUCCUGCUUGAAGGUCGACAGAAUGGCUCUGGUAACCACAAAAAGGUUGCCGCCAAGCCAGUCACUAUCGAGGAUAUCAUCGGCCUGCUGAAGCAACGGCAAAACAGAGAAAAGAAAGUGGCGAAUGAAGCAGAGGAAGAGGAACCCCAAGGGCAUCCGCAACAGCCCUGGGGAACUGAGAAGGCGGCAGAUGAAGACGAAGUGGACAACCGGGUUGACAAAGAGAAACCACCGAAGACUCCGACUUACAUCUUACUAGAAAAAAUCACGAGCCUUACACAGCAUUAUCUUACUUCAUCGAGCCCGACGCUACGAAAAUCGUUGCUCGAUCUCUUGGCAACCGUUUCGCCCGCCCUCUCUGGCGACGAGGACUCAUUUCUGCCCCUCAUCAAUGUCGUUUGGCCUGUCGUCAUCACUAGGCUCUACGACCAGGAAACUUUUGUAAGCAUUUCAGCAUGUGACUCUCUUUCAAUACUGUGCGUCACCGCAGGUGACUUCUUGAGUUCUAGGAUCAAGACAGAAUGGUGGGAUGGCUUGGGGAAGUGGUGUCGAGCAAAAAAGAUGGAGGCUGCGCGCGCCCAAAACAAGACAAGGACUCAUCAAGAUACGGACAGAAUUAGCGAAAGGACUGCUCCCACUGGUCAGGGCAUCAUCAUCCCCAUCCGCUCUGACAACGAUUUGCUGGGCCAACAAUCGACAGACGUUGCAGUUAGCACGGUAGCAGGCGGCCUGGGCAAGUUUUCUCAGGCAGCACAAAUCUGGGAGGCAGUUGUUCGACUGCUGACAGCCAUUGUGUCUCAUGUGCGCAUUGAGGCCGAGAUAUUCGACGAAUUCCUGGAGUUGAUGGCAGAAGUUAUCCAAAAAAAUCCGGAGGCACGCCAAGCGCUUGAAGCAGUCAACUCUGAUGCCGUCUGGUUUGCACUGUAUCAACGAGGGCACAUAGAAGCGAUGCGGACGCCGCAACUUGAUGGGUACACAUUCACGCCAUUGCCUAGAAUGGGUUAA